AUGAAGCAGUGCGUGAUAUUGAUGAUGGUCACCCUGUGUGUCCGUGGGGCACCAGUGGACCCUUUGACCCCUGGAUCCUGUCAGGACGCUGCAGCUAAUGGAGCUGCGGCAGAAGCCUUGAAUAAGAUCAAUCUGGACCGCACAGAAGGUUACGUAUUCAGUAUGGAUCGUCUCAGUAAUGUCCACUACAUGAAGCAUGGUGAGACAGGGGUCGUUUUUUAUUUAACUCUUGAUGUUUUGGAGACCAACUGUCAUGUCCUCAGCAAGAAGAACUGGAAAGACUGUGAAACCCGGGGCCCUGAACAAUACCCGCUGUAUGGUCAGUGUAAGGCAGUAAUUUACAUGAACAGAGUUCAGAGGGUGAGCCGUCUUUACAAAUACAGCUGUGUCGUGAGGCCAGUGCCCGCUUCCAAAGUCAGAGAACGGUGCCCAGACUGCCCUACACAACUAUCUAAGGAUCAUGAAGAGAUCGAGAAGACUAUGAAGAUGGCCAUGGAGAAAUACAAUAAAGAGAGUGGUCUGGCUAACUACUUUGUUCCUCUGAAUGUUACAAGAGCUUCCGGUCAGUAUGGUUUUGGAAGAUUCCAUCAUGUGGAGUUCACCAUUCAGGAGACAGUGUGCUCUAACAAAACCAGUAUUGAUGACAUCUCUAAAUGUGAGCUCAUGGCAUGCGAAUUUGCGCACAAUGGAUUCUGCAAAGCUUCCCACUCUGUGAUGAGGCCCGCCCAGGAAAAUCUCAAUGUCGAAUGUGAAAUCUUUGAGCCUGAGGCAUCUGCUGAGGAGAAGAAGAAACACUUGAUCGGAGGUGAAGUGGACCACAGCCACAGCAGGACUGGCUCAUCUGCUGGACAUGACCACGCCCAUGACCACACAAAGCCCCAUAAACACAGCCAUGACCACGGCCAAGGUUCAGGUCACCACCACCACACACAUGAGCACGGCAAGGGCCACGGACACGCUCACUCCCAUGAUCACUCUCACGACCACGAUCACGCUCACGCUCACCACGACAAGGCCCACGAGCAUGGCCAGGACGAGUGGGAGCACCAACACCACCAGUAUGGUCACAAAAAAGACGAGACCCAUGAACACGAUCAUGAGAUGGUUCUGGACCACGAGCACAAGCACAGACACCUCCACAGUCACGAACACCAUCAUCAUCACCACGACCACAAGAACAAAACUGCAGAGAGAAACCCUAAGGGGACGAUUGAUGUCCUGCCUCCUGUAGACAAACCCAUGGUCCUUCCAUCCUUCCCUGACAAGCCCGUCGCUGGAGAUGAGAACCCAUCCACCCUCCCUUUUCACCCUGACCCCCAGAUUCCAAGACAGAGGGAACCCACCAUUCUUCCCUUUCCAAGCAAAACAUCCCCUGAGUGUCCAGCAGAGUCCAAAAUCGAAAACUUCAUCCUCAAGCAGCUCUUCAGCGAGGAUCCGCUUUUCAAACCAACUGAGUAG
Messenger RNA from Triplophysa rosa, 1458 nucleotides. It is a transcript of the gene fetub, whose product is annotated as fetuin B. Bases 1 to 1458 code for a protein of 485 amino acids. The transcript is spliced from 7 exons. The record is from RefSeq and is a predicted model, not a curated record. Gene Ontology annotation, molecular function: cysteine-type endopeptidase inhibitor activity. Gene Ontology annotation, cellular component: extracellular region. Gene Ontology annotation, biological process: negative regulation of endopeptidase activity. NCBI's taxonomy places the organism in Eukaryota, Metazoa, Chordata, Actinopteri, Cypriniformes, Nemacheilidae.